Messenger RNA from Rubroshorea leprosula, 1748 nucleotides. The record is from the annotation of a GenBank genome assembly. Lineage: Eukaryota; Viridiplantae; Streptophyta; Magnoliopsida; Malvales; Dipterocarpaceae.
GCCUCUAGAAAACGAUUUCUCAUUUAAACCAUUUUAUUUGGAGUCUUAUUCUGCCUCAAUUUGAUUCCAAAAUCUUUCUCAUAGGCACUACUACCCUGCAUCUCCUGUAAUGGAUGUAGCAGCAGCAACAGGGAUAAGUUCUACCAACGUUCUUGCAUCUUUUGCAACAGCAAGAAUGAUUAACACCACAAAUCUAAUCCAACCAGCAUGCUCUUCAGCGAGACUUGAAGUACUAGCUCUUCAUCCAGCCUGCAGAUCAAUCUGCAGAAGGGUCUCAAGUGGCCAUGGAGGUCCAUUUCCGAGAAUUAGAAGUACCGUCUUUGUUACUCGGUGCUCCACGAAACCAGGGAUUGAUAGCAAUAGUGCAAUAAAUAAAAACACCGCCAUUGAAGUGGAUUCCAAUUCAACAGCCAGACAUCUAGCAUCUUCCCCGGGAAAUCAAGAACUUUUGUCAACAUGUUCUAGAGGUUUGGUGUUCGAUCUGGGUCCUAAAGAGUCUUGGGACGGAAUGGAAAUCGGUUCUCCUGUUGUAAAAAGAUACAUCGGUGAUAAUGAAGAAAGAUGGUACAUGUGGUAUCAUGUAAGGAGUAACGGGAAGGAAUCUGAUUCCAUUGGCUUGGCAGCUUCGAACAACGGUAUCCACUGGAUAAGAGGAGGAGAAAAUGUUAGAUCAUGCGGAGAUAUUGGGAUGGUAAUGACCUGCAGCACGAAUUGGUGGGGCUUUGACACGCUGAGCAUUAGGCCUUCAGAGAUGGUGAUCAUGUCCAGUCCAAUGUACAGUUCUGUUUACUGGCUUUAUUACACAGGAUUUACAUCUGAAGAAGUUGAAAUUUCAGAGCUCCCCAAAUUUUCCUUAGAAAAUCCUGAAAGAUUUUGCUCUGAAGAUAGGAAAGAUGGAAAUUAUGUCAAGGGCAAAAUUUUCAAGUCUCUUCCAGGCCUAGCUUGCAGCCAGGAUGGUCGGCACUGGGCCAGAAUUGAAGGGGAUCAUCAUAGUGGGGCAAUACUGGAUGUAGGAACAGGUAAGGAAUGGGAUUCAUCAUUUAUUGCCGCACCACAUGUUGUGGUACACGAUAGUGAUGAUCUCAGGAUGUAUUAUCAUUCAUUUGAUGUCAAAAAUGGUCAUUUUGCUGUUGGAAUGGCAAGAUCAAGAGAUGGGAUUAGAUGGGUGAAGCUAGGAAAGAUCAUGGGGGGCGGAUCAAUUGGUACUUUCGAUGAAUGUGGUGUCAAGAAUGCAUGUGUCAUAAGAAACCGGAAAGAAGGGAACUAUUUGAUGGCAUAUGAGGGAGUUUCUGCUGAUGGGAAGAGGAGUAUUGGAUUGGCAGAAUCUCCAGAUGGAUUGAAGAAUUGGAAGAAGUUACAAGAACAACCGGUUCUUAAACCUUCAGAGGAUGAUGGAUGGGAUAAUCAGGCAGUAGCUUCCCCAUGUCUUGUUCCUAUGGAGGGUAAUCUAAAUGAAUGGAGAUUGUAUUAUGUUGGUUUCAACCAAGGGGAAAGGACUGGCAUCGGAAUGGCAGUUUCUGAAGGCAGUAAUGUAAGAUCUUUUAGAAGGUGGGAGAAUUCACUUGUAAGAUAGAUGUAUAGUAUUUGUAUUUAUAUAAGUCGACUUUGCUUUGUAUUCAUCCAGUCAAACUGUUUCUCACAGAAAAAUUUUCUAAAAUUUUCUAGUUUUGGCUUCUAAUAGCGUACACGAUGGAGUUCUCUUUAAUCUUUUUUUUUUUUCCCAAGAGGAAUAGAUUGAGCUCAAUUCU